AGAUACCAGUAACAUCAGAGAUCUGCUCAGUUGCAGUUAACUGCUCCGUCCCUUUGCUUGUCUGCUCAGCUGGGAAGAUACUCUCUAUCGCUAUGGGGGAUGUACUUAAAAGCAAUGAAGAGAUCCGCUCUCUUGCGGAAAAAGUGUUUGCCUCAGAAGUUCUCGAUGUGGAAAGUAAGACAGAACUAUCCCCUUUUGAUGUUACGGAACACGUGCCCAUCUCACACCAUGAAAUGACGGAACAUUUAAUCAAAAUGGACACAAAGGAGGCCCAGGAAAAAAGGAAAAAACGCCUUGAGCGCUUCAGGUCAGUUGCUCUCAAAGUGCCCACGAUGGAGUCGCAUCCAGUUUCCAAGUCAAAUGCAGAACAAUCUCUUCCACUUUACUUGACUGUGCCUGAUUUUCAGAAAGUGCAGAUCACUGGAGAUUAUGCAUCAGGGGUGAGCAUCGAUGACUUUGAACUUGCUGGAAAGGGGAUAUAUCGGGCUCUAUGUAUUCGAGAGAAAUAUAUGAAGGAAUCAUUUCAGCGAUUUCCGAGAACCAUAGCCCAGCAUCUGCGGCAUAUUGAAGGUGGUGUAUGGAACGAGGCAGAUGAGAUUUACCCAGAUUUCUCAGCCCCACCCAAAAGUGGAGAAGACCCUUUUAGAACCGAUAACCUGCCUGCUGACCUGGGUUACCAGAUGAAGAUAAAAAAUGGCGUGAUUUACAUCUAUCCAGACAAAGAUGCGCUAGCCAAGGGCAAGCCUAAAGAUCUAGACUACCCAAAUAUUAACACUUUUGUGGAUGACAUGAAUUUUCUAAUAGCCCUCAUAGCACAAGGGCCUGUUAAGACCUACAGCCACCGUCGCUUAAAGUUCUUAUCAUCCAAGUAUAAGGUGCACGAAAUGCUGAAUGAAAUGGAGGAGCUAAAGGAGUUAAAGAAUAAUCCACAUCGAGAUUUUUAUAAUUGCAGAAAGGUGGAUACGCACAUCCAUGCUGCAGCCUGCAUGAACCAGAAGCAUCUUCUACGCUUUAUAAAGAAGUCCUAUCGGAUCGACGCUGAUCGUGUGGUAUUUGAUUCUAAGGGCAAGAAGAUGACAUUGAAAGAACUGUUCGCCUCCCUGAACCUUCACCCAUAUGACCUGACAGUGGAUUCUCUAGAUGUCCAUGCUGGAAGACAAACCUUCCAGCGCUUUGACAAGUUCAAUGACAAAUAUAACCCUGUCGGUGCCAGUGAACUGCGAGACUUGUACAUGAAAACAGAGAAUUUCAUUGAAGGGGAAUACUUUGCUACCAUCAUCAAGGAAGUAGGUUCGGAUUUGGAAGAUGCUAAGUACCAGUAUGCCGAGCCACGUCUCUCCAUCUAUGGAAGGUCCCCUGAGGAAUGGACUAAUCUGGCCCACUGGUUUAACAAACAUAAAGUUUACUGUCCAAACAUGAAGUGGAUGAUACAAGUCCCACGAAUUUAUGAUAUUUUCAGAGCUAAAAAUUUUGUGCCCAAUUUUGGAAAAAUGUUGGAAAACAUAUUCAUGCCUGUGUUCGAGGCCACAGUCAACCCAAAUGCUAACAAAGAACUGAGUGUCUUCCUGAGACAUAUCACUGCAUUUGACAGUGUGGAUGAUGAAUCCAAACACAGUGGCCACAUGUUUUCCUCUAAGAGUCCAGCACCUCAGGAAUGGACUAUUGAGAAGAACCCAUCAUACACAUAUUAUAUCUAUUACAUGUAUGCAAACAUAAGGGUGCUGAACAAAUUGAGAAGGGAAAGGGGAAUGAACACAUUUCUUUUCCGUCCACACUGUGGAGAGGCAGGUGCCAUAACCCACCUGUUAGCAGCUUUUAUGACUGCAGACAACAUUUCACAUGGGCUGAACUUGAAAAAGAGCCCAGUGUUGCAGUAUCUAUACUAUUUGGCAAAAAUCCCCAUUGCUAUGUCACCUCUGAGCAACAACAGCUUGUUCUUGGAAUAUGCUAAGAACCCAUUGCUAGAUUUCCAUUCUAAAGGCCUGGUGGUGUCACUAUCUACCGAUGAUCCCAUGCAGUUUCAUUAUACAAAGGAACCUUUAAUGGAAGAAUAUGCUAUUGCGGCACAGGUCUUUAAGCUCAGCACUUGUGAUAUGUGCGAAAUUUCAAAAAACAGUGUUUUACAGUGUGGUUUAUCCCAUCAGGAAAAAGUGCGUUAUCUGGGUGAAGACUACCGCAAGGAUGGACCCCUAGGCAAUGACAUCCGCAAGACAAACGUGGCCCAGAUAAGGAUGGCGUAUAGAUACGAGACCUGGUGCUAUGAGCUAAACCUUAUUGUCCAAGCCAUGAAAGCUGAAGAAUGAAAGGCUCUUUAGAGACACUGCUGAUGAUAACCAUAAACAGUGUAAUUCUCCAGCCAAAAGUUUUGAAAGGCAUCAUGUAAAUAGUAGUAGUAGUCAUGAACACACAAUACAGAACUAAGGCAGAAUACAAAACAAACAUGUAGGUUAAAACAAAUGGCAAAAAAUAUAUUAAAGGGAUACUGUCAUGGGAAAAAAAAUUUUUUUCAAAAUGAA
Xenopus laevis (African clawed frog) is the source of this 2516-nucleotide messenger RNA. It is a transcript of the gene ampd1.L, whose product is annotated as adenosine monophosphate deaminase 1 L homeolog. Gene Ontology annotation, molecular function: deaminase activity; AMP deaminase activity. The transcript is spliced from 15 exons. Gene Ontology annotation, biological process: AMP metabolic process; purine ribonucleoside monophosphate biosynthetic process; IMP biosynthetic process. Gene Ontology annotation, cellular component: cytosol. The record is from RefSeq and is a predicted model, not a curated record. Lineage: Eukaryota; Metazoa; Chordata; Amphibia; Anura; Pipidae. The coding region runs from base 93 to 2303 and encodes 736 amino acids.